Tachyglossus aculeatus (Australian echidna) is the source of this 7641-nucleotide messenger RNA. RefSeq names its product centriolin (gene CNTRL). Bases 108 to 7118 code for a protein of 2336 amino acids. The record is from RefSeq and is a predicted model, not a curated record. Gene Ontology annotation, molecular function: protein binding. Lineage: Eukaryota; Metazoa; Chordata; Mammalia; Monotremata; Tachyglossidae. The transcript has 44 exons.
GGCCGCCCUCACAGGUCCUUAAAGGGACCCCGAGAGCGCCCUGCCCCAUCUUGUUCAGCAGCCCGGCCCGGCGGCGGUACUGGACAGAUAACCACCUGAAACAAGCAAUGAAGAAGAAGCCCCAGCAGAAACCACCACCGAAAACAAGGAUGACACCCCCGAGCACUCCUAGUCCAGGGUCUAAUUUUUCUAGCUCCAGGACUAGAUCGCUGUCCCCUUUUAGCAGGCCUGGAACUCCUGCAACUUAUACCAGAGAGCAAUGGAGUCAGCAACUGGAUGUGACAGGAGAAAGUGAUGUUUCCUUUGACAUCCAAGAGAGUAAAGAAGAUGAUUCUAAUCCAGGAAUUAGAUACAUUACAGAAUCCCUUAUCAAGAAACUUACCAAACAGGAAAAUUUGGCCUUCGUAAACUCUUUGAAUCUUUCAUUGUAUAAAGAUGGUGGCAAGAAAUUUAAGUAUAUAGAAAACUUGGAAAAUUGUUCAAAACUUGAGGUACUGAAUCUCAGCGAUAACCUAAUAGGGAAGAUUGAGAAGCUUGACAAACUGUUAAAAUUACGUGACCUCAAUCUAUCAUAUAACAAAAUCAGUAAAAUUGAAGGCAUAGAAAACAUGCAGAACUUAGAAAAACUGAACCUUGCGGGAAAUUAUAUUGAACAUAUUCCACUGUGGCUAGGGAAGAAGUUACGAUCCUUACAGGUUCUCAAUCUGAAAAGCAACAAAAUAUCGUCGCUGCAAGAUGUUGCCAGAUUGAAAGCACUGAAAGAUUUGACUUCCUUAUUCCUUGCUGACAACCCAAUUGCAAAUCUUCCUCAGUACCGUCUGUAUACCAUAUUUCACCUCAGAUCGUUGGAGAGCUUGGAGGGUCAGCCAGUGACCAAUCAGGACAGGCAGCAGGCUUUUGAGAGGUUCAAUUUAGAAGAGAUAGAAAAACUCGAGCAAGAUUUGGAAAAGAAAGUGAAGGAGACAGAAGAGCUUAAGAAGAAGCAAUCCAAAUACCUUGAAGAAAUUCACCACCAAGAUGAGGUGAAUAAGUCAUUACAAGAGGAGGCUGCGCAACAUAAACAGAACUUCAGUGAGCUUCAGAGUGACUUAAGCACCAAAAAUGAAUUGCUAAAACAGAAGACAAUGGAACUAACACGAGCCUGUCAGAAGCAAUACGAACUGGAGCAAGAAUUGGCUUUUUAUAAAAUCGAUGCCAAAUUUGAACCACUGAACUAUUGUCCAUCAGAGAGUAUUGAACUUGACGACGUCCCAGGUGAGAGCCCCUACAUUGGUAAAUCCAGGUACAAGAGGAAUAUGUUUACAAAAGAAAGUUAUAUUGCCCAUCAUGCCCAAGCAGUUCAAAUUAAGAACAUGGGGGGAAAUGAGCACCAGAGGAAACAGCAGAUUACAAGGGAAGUUAAGGAAGCUCUCGAUAUCCAACUGGAGGACAAAGAAAAAGGCAUUCAAGCAGCCCAAGGCGAAUUAACAGAGUUGCAUAAUGACAUGGAAAAGGCAGAGCAACGCAUCCUAAAAGCAACAGAAGAGUUUAAGCAACUGGAAGAUGCUGUAACCCAAAGAAGAAUUACAGAAGCAGAGAAAGAAAGGCUUUGCCAGCAUUUAAAUGGCAGGAUAUCACUCCUGAAUCAGUUACGUCAGGAAGCUCAGGAUCUUGAAAACCAGAUGGAAAAGCAAAGAAGAGAGAUGGCAAAAAAGCAGAAGGAAGUUGCAGACCUACAAAGAGUCAUUGAUGCUAUAGAUCCCAAAGAUCCAAGACAUAUUCACAUGAAAGCUCAGAAAACAAGCAAAGAACAGCAUCUUAACUUGAUGGACAAGCACUACAAACAGCUUGAAAGUCGCCUGGAUGAAAUUCUUUCAAGGAUUGCUAAAGAAACUGAGGAAAUUAAGGACCUGGAGCAACAGCUUACUGAAGGUCAGAUAGCAGCAAAUGAAGCAUUGAAGAAGGAUUUGGAAGGUAUUAUCACUGGUUUGCAGGAAUACCUGGAGAGCAUGAAAAAUCAGGCCAAACACGCUCAGGAUGAAUGUGAAAAACUACGGACUGAUAAAGAGACUUUGCUUCAAAGGUUGACUGAACUUGAGGAUGAGAAAAACCAACUGGAAAUAGUUGCAAUGGAUGCAGAAAACGUGAGAAAAGAACUCACUGAGCUGGAAUGUGCACUUCAAGAGCAGCAAGAAGUAAAUCUAUCCCUGAGGCAGGCCCAAGGAGAUCGUAGGGCUUAUGAGGCUGAGUUGGAGGCUCAUCUCAAAACAAUGAACUCCGAAGCCAACCAGCACAAAGAAGAGUUGGACAAGCUCAAAAGACAGAGUCAGCUGGAGAGCUCAGCUCUUCAAGCUGAACUAGAAAAAGAAAGGCAAGCCCUGGAGAUUGCUCUGGCCCGAGCUCAGUUAUCAGAAGAGAAGGAAGAGGAAAAUAAUAAGUUGUCCUCGCAACUACAACAAUUGCAGGGUGACAAUAACUUCUUGAAACAACAGCUUAAAGACUUCCAAAAUCAGCUCAGUCAUGUAGCCGAUGGCUUGAUUCACCCAGAAGAAGCUGCAGCUCGAGUGGGUGAAUUGAGGAGAAAAUUGAAGGCUGGAGUUGGUGAGAUUAGAACCCGAAAUCCUUCUGACAUUUUGGGAAAGAGCCUUGCAGAUUUACAGAAGCAGUUCAAUGAAAUCCUGACUCGAUCUCAGUGGGAAAAAGAAGAAGCCCAAGAUAGACAGAGAAAACUCCAAGAGGAGAUGGCGUUGCAGCAAGAGCAACUGGCGGAUGGGCAAGAGGCAUAUAGGAAGGCCUGCAACAGAGCUGCGGAAGCCAGGAUUCAAUCAGAUAAAAGGCAGCAUGAUGCUAGAGUUCGGCAACUAGAGAAUGAAAUCCAACACUUGCAGGAAAACCUAAAGAGUAUGGAAGAAAUCCAGGGUCUCACAGAUCAGCAGCUUCAGGAAGCUGAUGAGGAGAAAGAGCGGAUUCUUAUGCAGCUGGAAGAUUUAGAAAAUAAGAAAAAGCUAGAAGAUGCCAAGGCCCAAAAGCAGUUUCUUGGUCUGGAUAAAGAGCUGAAGGACUUAAAGAAAGCAAUGGCUGCUUCUGAUAAACUAGCAACUGCUGAGCUCACUGUUGCCAAAGAUCAGCUCAAGUCACUUCACGGAACAGUUCUCAAGAUGAACCAGGAGCGAGCCGAGCAAUUGCAGGAGACUGAAAAGUUCAGUAGGCAGGCAGCCCGGGCAGCCCAAGAUCUUACCAGAGCAGAAGCAGAGAUAGACCUGCUGCAAAGUCUGCUAAAGGAAAAAGAAGAGCAGUUUCAAGUUGAGCUGGAGAAAGAUGCUUGUACAAUUGUGUCCAACUCCCACAUGCUGGAUAUUGAUCAGUUAAAUCAGACCAUGAAAAGACAAAGGGCAGAGAUUGAAAGACUAAGGGAUGUACUGGACCACACAAGGUCAGAUACCAAAGGAGGAAUAGAGAAUUUAUUGGAUGAAAUUGCAACCCUCCGAAGUGUCCUUUCUCACCAGAGUGAUUAUAUCACCAGCAUAGCAGAUCCUUUCAGAAGAAGAGGAUAUUGGUACUUUAUGCCACCAUCGUCAUCAUCUAAAGUUUCCAGUCCCAGUUCACACAGUACCAAAGAUUCUGGAGUUGGGUUGAAGUGCACAGCCUCCAACCCUGCUAGAGAAGAGCCUGCUCGGGGCAGGCAAAAGAAAACCACAAGGCCCCUUCCUGCAGAAGGAUGUUGGAUUUAUUCGCCAGUCAGAAAAGGACUACAGAGAUCUCAUUUUAAUAGAGAUGGAGGCAGCGGAGAAGAUAGCGGGGCAGAGAGCGAAUUGGACGUUCCGGCCGAGCCUCUCUUUAUGCCUCCUCCUGGUUCCGUUAUUUAUACCGUCCUUCCAGAUGGGGCCCCUGUCCCCCAGGGAACUGUAAUCUACGGUCCUCCUCCUCCUCCUGUGCCAGCCAGCGGCAGACCACAUGCCCCAGGAACUGUUAUUUAUGGACCUCCUCCCGCUGGGGCCCACCUCGUUUACGGCCCUCCCCCACCCAACUUUUCCGUCCCUCUCAUCCCGGUGGGAGUGCUUCACUGCAAUGUUCCUGAACAUCAUAACUUGGAGAAUGAGAUUUCUAGACUGGAAGACCUUGUGCAUCAUUUAAAGUCUCAGAGAAAGACAGAUAAAUGGGCAAGAGUGUCUAAGAAGGAGGAGCAGUCGAUUAAAGGAAUGGAAGAGCUCCAUCAACACAUUGAAGAUCUCUUGCAUGAAAGAGAAGAGUUAGAGUACGAAGUAGCAAACUUGCAUAAGAGAAUCCAAAAACAGAACAAGCGCAAGGAUUUUAUUGAAGGACACAUGGACGGUCUUGUUAAAGAACUAAAAAUAGAAAAUUCCCUGCAACAUCACGAAGACAUUGUAGAUGAAAUUGAAUGCAUUGAAAAGACUCUCCUGAAGCGCCGAGCUGAACUCAGGGAAGCAGAUCGACUUCUGGCUGAGGCUGAAAAUGAACUUGCCCGCUCACGAGAGAAAACCAAAGAAACGAUUCAGAAGUACAGUGAAGCCAAGAGGCGUUUGUCACGAACUGAAACAGAUGCUGAGGAAUUAGAGAGAAGAGCUCAGGAGACUGCUGUUCAGCUGGUGAAAGCAGAUCAGCAGUUAAGAUUGCUCCAGGCAGAUGCGAGCGAUUUAGAACAGCACAAGCUUGAACAAGAAGGAAUCUUGAAGGAAAUCAACAAACUAGUGUCUGCAAGAGAUUCAGAAUUCCAAUCUUUGGGCCAGAAGAUAGGAAAACUAACAGACGGGCUUCAGAAAUUGCACAGUGACAUAGAAAUUGCUGAAGGGAGUGAGGAGCAUCAUCUCCAGAUCCUUAAAGAAUCUGACCAUCUCCUCCAAGACAAAAAAGUGGAGCUGGAAAGGUUGAAAAAUAAGAAAGCAGCUCUGCAGCAGCAGGACAGGACCUUGGGCAGGCAACUGGGAGAGAAAAAGGAGGAACUGCGUCUGCUCCAGGAGAGCCUGAUGCAGACAAAAACAAACCUCCAGGAAGCCCUCCAACUGGGAGAAACUGAAGUGGCUGAAAAGAGAAAACAUAUCAGAGAAGUGAAAUCACUGCUGGAAGAACUGUGUGCUCAGAAAGGAGAACUGAAUGUGCAGAUGAGUGAAAAGAAAAGACAGUUUUCGCUCUUAAAACAGGAAGUUGGAAAAGAGGAGGUAAAUCUUCAGGUUGUAAUACAGCAAAUAACUAAGCAUAAAACAGAACUGAAGCAUGUUCUGGAAAUGUUGCAACUUGAAAGCAAUGAGCUGCAAAGUCUGAAGCUCCAGCAUGACCAGAAGGUUAAUGAACUCGAGAAGAUUCAAGUUGAAGCGCUGGAGGAGAAACUCCAGUUAGAAAAUCUUCAGCGGGCAACACAACAACAGCGGGGAGAAAUGGAGUGGCAGAAAAGACUUCUGGAAAAGGAUCAACAAGAAAUAGAACGUCUGUCAACACAGAUUCAUACCCUACAAGACAGUAUUGAAAGUUUGAACAAGGAAAAUCAACAUCUUCAGGAAAAUUGUGACAGUCUGGAGAAUAAAUUGGUAGAGACUAAAAGGAUUUUAACAGAUACUGAAGGUAGUAGCAAAACAGCCCAGUCCAAUGUAGAAAAGAUGGAAAUGGCUAUUAGCAAACUGCAGCGAGAAGUAGACCAGCUGAACCAAGACAAACUAUCUUUGCAUAAGGACAUUAAAGCAAUGCAGCAACAUCUGCAAGAAAAAAAGGAAGAACUCUUCACCCUAAAAGAUGAACUCACCAGUGUCCAAGAUCAGCUGAAGCUGGUAGAAGAGGAUCUGAAACACUCCUCGCACCGGCACAACGAAUUGCUUGAUGAACAAGAAAGCCUGAAAGAUGGGAUCAGCCAACAUUUGAAGAAGUUUCAAGAUUGCCAGGAGAAAGGGGAAAAGAAGAUGCAUCAACUGCAAGUCCUUCAGACGGAGAUUGAAGAGCGGAAAGUAGAAUUGGCUCACCAGAAGACGAUGCUUCAGCAAAUCCAGAAAGCCAGAGAAGAUGAAGAAGGAAAAUUAGAAGCUUGUAAAACAAAGCUGAAGGAGCAGAAACACUUACUGGAUUGGGAGCUGAUGGACCAGAAAAAUAAACUGGAGCAGGUGGUUGCCAAGGUAGCACUGGCAGAAGAGAGGGUCAAGACCUUACAGGAGGAAGAAAAAUGGUGUGCAGCCCUGGAGGAAAACCUGACCAGAACCAGACGUCAACUUUCAGAAAGCGAACAACAAUUACAAGAAAAAACAAGUGAGCUGAUAGCUCUUCAGAAAGAAAUGGACUGCUCAAAGGUAGAUAUAAAUCGACUUCAAGACCAGAUCCUAUCAGAAAGAAGGAAAGCAGAAAAACAAAUUGCAGGCCUGAAAGAAGCAAUUCAAAGGCAGAGAAACCAACUAGAGAAAACACUUCUUGAACAAAAGCGGGCAAACAGCUGCCUGCAGAAGGAAGUGGCCACAAUAGAGCGAACUUCCCCGGAUAACCACGAGCAAACCAGACGCCGGAUAAUGGAGCUCAGCCAGAUACAGCAAGAUUACCUAGAUUUCAGAAAGCAGAUAAAAAAUCAAGAGGAUUUGGAGAGAAGACAAAAGGAAAUUAAAGAUACAAUGAAAAUGCUAAAAUGGGAAGUGAACGAUGAAAUCAGAACUAGCCUUAAGGACUUCAACCAAUCUCUCCCCAAACCGUUAGAAGAUGGGGAGGCUGUUUUUCAGGGAAAUAAAAGCUCCCCAUCUGAAUUGGAAAGUUGGAAAGAGAACUUCCCAGUUUCAGCAAAUGAAGAACUGCCUUUUGAAGAAAAGCUAAACCUAUCCCAAGUCCACAUAAUGGAUGAACACUGGCGUGGAGAAGCACUGAGAGAGAAAUGGCGUCACCGUGAAGAUCGACUCAAGGCUCAACUCCGAUGCUGCAUGUCCAAGCAAGCGGAAGUGUUGCUCAGAGGCAAGCAGCGGACGGAGGGCACGCUGCACAGCCUGAGGAGACAAGUGGAUGCGUUAGACGAACUGGUCUGCAGUACCGCCACAGGUUCAUUUCCGUCCCCAAAUUCGACCCAACUGGAGUCUUUGCUCAGUGAAGAGCCCCGUCGUACGGACCGCCAGACCGUCUUCCAGAAAGUUCUCAAGAGACCAGGAGGAGGGUCAGUGUAACCGAAUCCAUCAACAAAUUGUAAUAGUUCAGCCAGGAGAAAAGCAACGUACUAUGGGGCACCACAGACUUCUUGGUGUUUAAUACCCCAGUCUACGGGGGGAAAUACGCCCAAGAAGGUACCUGAAGUUUCUACUACCUCAACAGCUCACAAAUCCGAGUGGAUUUACCAGAUUCUGUUCUCAACCUAGUCCAGGUACCUACUUUGGGUCGUCCGGCCCGGUACUGGGCUCUAACACGGUUUAACGUUUACACCAACAGGGUAACUAAUUUGUAUUGUGCAGAAAACAUGAUUGUAUUAUGAGACUCGUUCUAAAAAGUUCAAUGGAGCGCCACAGUUUGCAGUACAGGUUUGAGUGGCUACUGUUUUGCACAUUUGAAAUAAGUUUUUCUAUAGUUAAGCACACGGUGACGUCUCUAUUUUAGAGGCAAAGAAUGGGGCUUAAAUUCCUCCAAGUUACUAAAGUUUUUACAUGUUGAGUUUGAAACAAAAUAUUUUCAUAAAAAAAUAAAAGAUUUAACAAA